Molecule: messenger RNA, 951 nt
Organism: Adineta steineri
Lineage: Eukaryota; Metazoa; Rotifera; Eurotatoria; Adinetida; Adinetidae
Source: the annotation of a GenBank genome assembly
AUGCCCAGGCUUCAUCCAUCAACAUUAACUACAUCUCGUUCUUAUUCUGUUGGCGUCACAACAGCGAAUAGUGAACAAUCAUUGGGACCAAAUUUACAAUCUCGUCUUGAAGCACUUGAAGCUGCUAUGGGUGUUAGGCUUAAUCUGGCUAAACGACAAGGUCGUCAUUCAUUAUCAAAUACUACAAGUCCAUCACCAAUGCAACUUUCACCAACAUCAACAGCAAUGAAUACAACUAUAACUAAUUCUCUUUCAUUAUCAUCUCGUCAUAAUAUUCCAUUACGAUCUGGUCAAGGUAUUCAAAGAUCAGCAUCAUCAUGUGAUGUUGAAAAUCGUCCUGGUCCUAUUAAACGUCUUAAACCAUCAUUACCUAUUGAUAAUUGUUCUUCAACAUCCAUUGCUGCAUCUAUUGCAACAGUUAAAAAUUAUCCACCACCUGUUCGUCGACCAGUAAUGCCCACACAAACAAAACAAUCAACUCCAAUUAAGCAACGUUUAUCACCAAUGGAUACAUCUUCACCACGUUUAUCACGUUCAUCAACAACAAGUACUAAUAGUACAUCAAGUAGUUCAAAUUAUCGUACACCAAUUGGUGGUAUUUCACCAAAACUUAUUAAUAGUCCAUCACCAAAACGAAUAUCAAAUCAUUCUUUAUCACAUCCACCAAUAAAUGUUCCACAAAAAAGACGUUUAUCAAUAUUUGGUGAACAAUUUUCUGAUGAUAUACUUAAAAGAAAUUUAUUAUGGAUUGAUAUAAAAGAAUUCGAUGAUGAAAGUCAUUCAGAAAUUAUUUUACAAUUUGGUUCAAUAGAAAAUUUUCUUUCUGAACAACAAUUAUUCUUUACAAAACAACAAUAUGAUUCGAAAUUAGCAGCACAAAAUAAGACAGUUGGAAAUCGAUCACGUUUUUACUUAUCAUUAUCGAAGAAGGAUCGACUGGAACUGUUGUAA